Hevea brasiliensis (rubber tree) is the source of this 1740-nucleotide messenger RNA. Its product is annotated as E3 ubiquitin-protein ligase COP1-like. Bases 253 to 1509 code for a protein of 418 amino acids. The record is from RefSeq and is a predicted model, not a curated record. Gene Ontology annotation, molecular function: ubiquitin-like protein conjugating enzyme binding; metal ion binding; ubiquitin protein ligase activity. Gene Ontology annotation, biological process: ubiquitin-dependent protein catabolic process. Gene Ontology annotation, cellular component: endoplasmic reticulum. NCBI's taxonomy places the organism in Eukaryota, Viridiplantae, Streptophyta, Magnoliopsida, Malpighiales, Euphorbiaceae. The transcript has 2 exons.
GUUCUAAAUCAUUUCUCCUCUCUCUCUCUCUCUCCCUGUCUUCGUUGAGACAGUCCUUCCACAAUUCAGUAAUUCUGAAUUCAUACUCUCUCUCCUUCCUGGAUAGAGAAGAUUGCUAUUCAAAGGAGAGACUUACGCAAUGCGAGUCAACUCCGAGAUAGCUUGGCUCUGAGUCUUGCACGAUUCUGAAGCUGAUCAUUGAGGCCUGAAAUUGCAGUACAAGGUUUUGGAUCUGGGAUUAUUGAUUUUGCAAUGGCUGAGGAAACUUCUGAUACCAUGAAUCUUGAUUUGAAUUUGGGCCCUGGUCCUGAGGCAGGGUCAGGAUCUGUACCAAGCGAAGCAGUGAAUUUGGAAGAGUGGAUUGAUGACCCUUUUGAGAGAAUUAGGGAGGCUGUUAGAAUUAGUAGGGCUCGACAUCGCUGGAGAUGGCGUCAAGGUCAAAUUCCUCAUGAAACACAUUCCCUUUCUGUGGAAUUGAAUCAAUUGAUAGGAAAUUCUGACAGUGUGAGCACUUUACAAGCUGGGGAGGGUAGUGUUGCUGCUGAAGAAAGAACAAAUGAGGUGCCCAAAACGUGUGAAAAUAACAAUGGAUUUUUGGAAGACGAAGUGUCAGAGAAAAAGAGUGAUGUUGAGAAAGGAAAUGACAGUGAUGGGAGCUUCUUUGAUUGCAAUAUUUGUCUGGAUUUGGCUACAGAUCCAGUUGUUACUUGUUGUGGUCAUUUGUUCUGUUGGCCAUGCCUGUACAGAUGGCUAAAUGUGUAUUCAGAUGCAAAGGAGUGCCCAGUUUGCAAGGGAGAGGUAGCCAUUAAGAAUGUGACCCCUAUUUAUGGCCGUGGGAAUAAUACCCGUGAGCCAGAGGAGGAUUCAAGUAUUGAGGUCCCUGUUAGGCCAAAUGCAAGGCGGGUUGAGAGUUGGAGGCAAUCUAUUCAAAGGAAUUCUUUUAGUUUCCCAAUGGAGGAAAUGAUUCGACGUCUUGGAAGCAGAUUUGAUUUGACUAGGGAUUUGAAUCCAGUGCAGGAUUCAAAUGGCACACGUGAAAUGGGAGAUAGGACUUCGUUCCUGGGUAGGAUUAUGACACUUAGAGGAAUGCGCACUGAGCAAACUCCAGUUUCACCUCUUGAUGACCUAGUGGAUUUAACACAGAGUGGGACAAGUAACCCUGAUGCAAGGUCAGCCCGCCGGCCUCAUUCACUGUUACUUCGAAGAUCACAAGCACACUCUCAAAGAUCAUCAACCCACACUUCAAAUCCUUCAGCUUUUGCCGAAAGGAUAAUUGAGGCAUAUCUUUUGGGAAGGAGUCAGGAGCAGCCCCAACCUGUUGAUGAUAGAGAUUCAUUCUCAAGCAUUGCAGCAGGUAUAAACUCAGAAUCUCAAAUUGACACUGCAGUGGAAAUUGAUUCCAUGGGCUCCCUUUCAACUUCUUCUUCAAGAAGAAGAAAUGAUACUGUAAGAGUCUCAGAUGUGGACACUGGGGACUCUCGUGCACCUAGAAGGAGACGAUUCAACUAGGAAGAGUUCUUCUAAUUAUUACUAUACCUUGGAAGUUGCUCAAGGUAUGUUAACACAUAUGUAGUGCUGCCUGCAUUUAUAGUUCUGUCACUCUAAAGUUUUCCCCUCCUGCCCAUGUUGUUGACUUUCAUUGGGUGAUUAUAUAACUUGCAGUUCUUAGCUGCUGCCAAUGUGUAUGAGAUGCUGUUGUACUGCAUUGAAUUUGUAUGGAAAGUUAAAUUUAUAGAGCAA